Molecule: messenger RNA, 2086 nt
Organism: Vollenhovia emeryi
Lineage: Eukaryota; Metazoa; Arthropoda; Insecta; Hymenoptera; Formicidae
Gene: CCT4
Product: T-complex protein 1 subunit delta
Exons: 10
Coding region: 266-1885 (539 amino acids)
Biological process (GO): protein folding
Cellular component (GO): chaperonin-containing T-complex
Molecular function (GO): ATP-dependent protein folding chaperone; ATP binding; ATP hydrolysis activity
Source: RefSeq, a predicted model, not a curated record
CGCACGCGCCAAAGACCCGGCUCUCCUCCAUGAUCCAUCGAUUCAACGAGUCUCCAUCCAACGCCGACGCGACGUGCUUCCUCGUCCUCGACGAACGCCGCGUUUUCGCAUCGACCAGCAUCGACGCACUCCGUAAAUUACGGUCGAACGUGAGAGAUAAUCGCGACUCGUGGAGCGACGCAUUAACCGACUCUCACGCUGUUGAAGAGGCAGAGGCGUGUCGUCUCCCUAACCUACUCGAGAAUCCGCCAGCGGCGACGAGACCAUGACCAAGAACAUGAUGCGGAAGCUGAUGGAGAAUGGCGACAGCCGCGGGUCGCAUGGGAAGGCCUAUAAGGACAAGAGCAAGCCCAUGGACAUUCGCAGCAGCAAUAUUAACGCUGCCAAAGCUGUCAGCGAUGCGAUACGCACGAGUCUUGGACCUAGAGGCAUGGACAAGAUGAUUCAAUCCAGCAAUGGUGAAGUCACCAUCACAAAUGACGGUGCCACUAUCCUGAAAGAGAUAAACGUGAUCCACCCUGCUGCGAAAAUGCUCGUCGAGUUGUCAAAGGCCCAGGAUAUAGAGGCUGGCGAUGGUACCACGAGUGUAGUUGUCAUAGCCGGGGCAUUGCUAGAGGCAGCGGAACGUUUGUUGCAGAAGGGUAUUCAUCCCACUUCGAUCAGCGACGCUUUUCAGAAAGCGGCAUCUAAAGCAGUGUCAAUUCUGACGCAUAUGUCCAUACCUGUUGACCUGAGCGACAAAGAAUCUCUUGUAAAGGUCGCAGCGACGUCUCUUAAUUCCAAGGUUGUACACCAACAAUCUAGUCUUCUUGCACCACUGGCCGUGGACGCAGUAUUAAAGGUUACAGAGGAAGGAAAGGAAGUGUCAGUUGACUUGAAUGAUAUCAAAGUGAUAAAGAAGUUAGGAGGUACCGUCGAGGACACUGAAUUGGUAGAUGGAUUGAUAUUUACCCAGAGAUCUUGCAAUGUUAACGGCCCGAAACGUAUUGAGAAAGCUAAAAUUGGAUUAAUCCAAUUUUGCAUCUCGCCGCCGAAGACCGACAUGGAUCAUAAUGUUAUUGUGUCCGACUACGCAGCGAUGGAUCGUGUUUUGAAGGAGGAACGUGCCUACAUAUUGAAUAUUGUAAAACAGAUCAAGAAGUCGGGCUGCAACGUGCUCCUCGUGCAAAAGUCGGUCUUGCGCGACGCCAUCAGCGACCUUGCGAUACAUUUCUUGGACAAAAUUAAGGUCAUGGUGAUAAAAGAUGUGGAGCGCGAGGACAUUCCCUUCGUGUGCAAAACGCUGGGUUGCAGGCCGAUCGCGUCGCUGGAUCAUUUUGUGCCUGAAAAUCUCGUCAAUGCGGAGCUCUGCGAGGAAGUUCAAACUGGAAGUUCGAAAUUUGUUAAAAUCACAGGAAUUCAAAACCACGGGAAAACAGUCACGGUUCUCGUACGUGGUAGCAACAAAUUAGUGUUGGAAGAAGCCGGGAGAUCACUGCACGACGCCUUGUGCGUUAUUCGGUGUUUGGUGAAGCAACGAGCACUUAUUGCCGGCGGUGGAGCACCGGAGAUUGAAUUGGCAUUAAAAUUGGGCGAAUACGCAGUGACCUUAGGCGGCAUUGAUGCAUAUUGCGUUAAGGCCUUCGCAGAUGCGCUUGAAGUGAUUCCGUCAACGUUAGCCGAAAACGCGGGUUUGAAUCCGAUAGCUACGGUGACCGAACUUCGCAAUCGACACGCGAAGGGUGAGGUAACAGCGGGAAUUAAUGUUCGGAAAGGCGCCAUUACUAACAUACUGGAGGAGAACGUGAUUCAACCGCUGCUAGUUUCUACUAGCUCGAUAACUCUCGCUUCUGAAACUGUACGCAGUAUACUGAAGAUCGACGACAUUGUCAAUACGACUCAGUAAGUCACGGGACGCGAGUUAAAAUUGAUUCCGUAUUUGCAACUCACGUACACGUUCAUCACAUUUGUUUCACUGGUUACAAAACUCUGUAUAUUAACAAUUACAAACGUAUGUGCUCUAUGCAAAAGUUUUUCCACAAUGUCAUAUUUUUUAAACACGUUAACACUGAACAAUAAAAACCUGUAACAUUUCAGUGUGAAACAA